This is a messenger RNA of Frieseomelitta varia, 2135 nucleotides long. RefSeq names its product growth arrest-specific protein 2-like. Gene Ontology annotation, cellular component: actin filament. Gene Ontology annotation, biological process: actin crosslink formation. Lineage: Eukaryota; Metazoa; Arthropoda; Insecta; Hymenoptera; Apidae. The transcript is spliced from 8 exons. The record is from RefSeq and is a predicted model, not a curated record. The coding region runs from base 456 to 1784 and encodes 442 amino acids. Gene Ontology annotation, molecular function: microtubule binding; actin filament binding; cytoskeletal adaptor activity.
CUCUCUCAGCGGCACAGAACCGGCACCGGACACUGAAGGGCUGCAGUUGCGAUCGGAUGAUCGACGAGUACGUGUCUGUCGUGCGCGCUGUUGUGUGUCUGCUCGGGAUGUUGGGUGUCCUUACGAUUUUUCGAGUCGCCUACCCUCCGUGAAUCGAACCGACAGCGGAGCUAAACUCUCGGUUCAGGCUACGAGAACGAGCAAUGUUCACGAGGAUCCAUAAGGCUGGCGUAAUCGAGAGACGUGCCGCAUCGCACGGCGUCGCUGGGACAUUUCUUCAGUAACCGACUGGGAAAACCGGCGAGGAAUCCACGACUGUUCGCGGGCGAGAGGAGCGCGCUCAUCGACCGGGUGAAACGGGGAGGAAAAUUUGAAAUCCAGCCUGGUGGCGAGGACGAGUGGAAGUGGGGCCGGUGCGGGCCGCCGGGACGCUUCUCGCUCCUUUCCGCCUCAGGAUGUCGUACGCCAAUCGAUUCCCGUCUUCGCAGCACACCCGAUACCGCAGCAGCUGGGGACCCUCGUCGGUGACUGUGUUCAAUCGUGCCGACGUGCCGAGGCCCUCGCCGGAAGAGGAAGAGUACGCCGAGUUCUAUCACGAGCGUCUCCACUCGGCACAGAGCAGACAGUUGCUGCCGUUGCAGGAAGACCUCGCCGAUUGGAUCAAUAAAACGUUGAACUCUGAGAUCGUGUCGGGCGACAAUUUCUUCGAUGCUUUGGACAAUGGCGUGGUGGUAUGUCGACUGGCGAGGAUCAUCCAGGAAAAGGCGAGGACAGCGAUCGACGCUGGAAAAGCGAAAGGGCCAAUGCCGGUGAUAAAAGGUCGCUGCUGGGAGAACGCAGCGCGUCGCAGCUUCUUUUCUCGUGACAACAUGGAGAACUUCAUACAGUUCUGCCGGCGGCUGGGCGUGCACGAGAACCUUCUGUUCGAGAGCGACGAUCUCGUGUUACACGGACAGCCACGGAACGUGGUGUUGUGCCUGUUGGAAGUGGCUCGACUGGCGUCGAGGUAUUCCGUCGAACCACCAGGACUCGUGCAGCUCGAGAGGGAAAUUGCCGCGGAACAAGAGCGAGAUCUCCACUGUCUGUCAGACAGCGGUAUAUCCCACAGCAGCCUGGUUUCUUGGCAAUUUCAAUCGCCGUCGCCGACCGCAACGCCCAAACCUCCGACAGAGAAGAUCAAACACAGCAGCUCGGCGUCGGAAGUCGCGUUGACGGCGACAAGAUGGCUGGACCCGAGCACCGGUGUGACGCACGAGCCGGAGAUGAGGAGGUCGGUGAGCGACAAUGGGCCAGCGGGCAGCGACGGAGUUCCCAGCGACACGACGGAGGACGAGUGGUCUCGAGGAAGCGCGGAGGACCCGGACGAGCUUCCAUCGCCGUCGAGUUCACCUUUGCCCUCGCCGGCCGAGCCGCCGGAACACACCGGCCCCAUAACGGAACUCGAUCGCAAGGUAAGAAGAGCCACGGAAGCCGUGCAGAGACUCUGCCAGUGUCCCUCCGAGAGAUGCUCCAAGCUGAAGGUGCGCAAAGUCGGCGAAGGACGGUAUCAUAUUGCCGGACGAAAUGUAUUCAUCAGGCUUUUGAAGGGGAGACACAUGAUGGUCCGAGUGGGCGGGGGCUGGGACACGUUGGAGCAUUUCUUGGCGAGGCACGACCCCUGUCAGGUGAGGACCCUCAACCGCGAGAGCACGCCGCCUUCGCCUCACGGCAACAAACUCACCAACUUUCUUCCUAUCCGAGCCAAGUAUCGCAGUCCCCCGCCGGAAUCCGUCUCGGCCCGCUAGCCUAAAAGCACAGUGCCUGUUUUACAAGUCCACGCUACUUCACCGUUCAUACCGUUGUUCGUCACAAGUGGAGAGACAGACGGUCUAUCUAUGGUGGCCAGCCACACGUUGUCUCGAUUCGUCUUUCUACUUGGAUCGUAGAAACUGCGCUGACGGACGAACCGCGGGAACGUUGAAUAAAGAACGAAUCUGAAGAAUAAAGAACGUAGAAUACAGAGAUCAAUAACGUCUUUAAUCGAAUUUUCCGCUGUUCUUUCGGAUAACGGUCUUUUUUUUCAGACAUCGUUUGAAUAACUCAUCAGCAAACGCGAUUAGACACGGUAGAACUCGGACCAGUGCACCACUGUCUCU